Acanthoscelides obtectus is the source of this 108-nucleotide messenger RNA. Lineage: Eukaryota; Metazoa; Arthropoda; Insecta; Coleoptera; Chrysomelidae. The record is from the annotation of a GenBank genome assembly.
AUGUCUUCCUCAAUAUCUCAAUCAAAUCCUAUCAUUAUUAUGUAUCUAUUUAUUUACAAAAGUGAAGAACAGUACUUACAUUCUACAGGGUGCGGCAGAGAGGAUUGA